AUGGCGAUCGACCGUAUUGUGCAAUUCCUCCUCCGUGGAGCCCAGCUGGCUUUCGCAGGUAUUGUGGCUGGUAUCACCGGCGCUUACCUCCACGCAACUCAAAACACAUCAUCGUGGGACAAUGGCCGUUACAUCUACACCAUUGUGGUGGCCAGUUUGUCGCUUCUCUUCGCCUUGAUAUGGCUUCUCCCCUUCUCGGGAAGCUUCAUCCACUGGCCCACGGACAUCUUCCUCAGCAUCCUCUGGUUUGUCGCCUUUGGUCUGCUCGUCAACCUCAUUGGUGACGGCUGUGGUCCCAUCUUCGACUGGAGCAACGUCAGCCCUCGUGGUGAUGCGUGCGGUCGUAACAAGGCCAACAUUGCGUUCUGCUUCUUGUCCGCCAUCGUCUGGCUCGCCUCUGCCCUUGUCGGCCUCUUCUGGGUCCGUCGUCGCGCCGCUGUUGCCGAUAGCCGCCCCGCCCACGGUCGCCGCCGCUGGUACCGCUCUUCGCGCGUCUAA
Messenger RNA from Colletotrichum orchidophilum, 498 nucleotides. RefSeq lists its product as uncharacterized. Lineage: Eukaryota; Fungi; Ascomycota; Sordariomycetes; Glomerellales; Glomerellaceae. Gene Ontology annotation, cellular component: membrane. The record is from RefSeq and is a predicted model, not a curated record. Bases 1 to 498 code for a protein of 165 amino acids. The transcript has 2 exons.